AUGGCUGGAAAUUCGAACUCAAAACAUGAGUCCAAUCCAACUCCUGUGAACCACCUGACCAACCUUAUAGAUGGAAAUGUUACGAAGAUGGUUCAACUUCCAAGAUGGUUGGUGGUGGGAAAUGGGUCAUUGGAUCAGUUACAAUAUUGGGGACAGCCAAUCUAUGUUGCUCGAGAUAUUGGCUGUUUCCUAGCUAGCUGGUCCAAUCCACAACGAGAAAAGCACAUGAAAAGAGUUGCAAGUACGUUUGCUACAGAUGAAUUAGCUGGGUACUGGGUCCAUCUCCCACAAACAUCUGGUUUUGGGGCUGGCAAUGAUGGUGACAAGUCGCAAUGGAACCAUGCUAACUUAGUAAAAGAAACAUUGAGAGAACAAGAAUGGGACAAUCAAACUACAUCCAGGAAAUCCUCAUGA
Dovyalis caffra is the source of this 414-nucleotide messenger RNA. The record is from the annotation of a GenBank genome assembly. Lineage: Eukaryota; Viridiplantae; Streptophyta; Magnoliopsida; Malpighiales; Salicaceae.